This is a messenger RNA of Sphaeroforma arctica JP610, 193 nucleotides long. RefSeq lists its product as hypothetical. NCBI's taxonomy places the organism in Eukaryota, Ichthyosporea, Ichthyophonida. The transcript has a single exon. The record is from RefSeq and is a predicted model, not a curated record. The annotation marks the transcript as partial.
AUGUACAGGAGGGCUGACUUGCACGAGGUGUUAUAUCAAAGUGUGCGGGAUAAGGAUGCUAUUAAAACGUCACACUUUCUAGACUCAUUCGAGCAGGAUAGGACCGUGAAAAUGAGGUUUAAAACGCGAAAGCCUGUCGAAACAAUAACUCCGUCCGCGCCAAAAGAUCACCUAAAUACAAAUCCUCCUCAAG